This is a messenger RNA of Pogona vitticeps (central bearded dragon), 3019 nucleotides long. The record is from RefSeq and is a predicted model, not a curated record. NCBI's taxonomy places the organism in Eukaryota, Metazoa, Chordata, Lepidosauria, Squamata, Agamidae.
GCGCGUGAGGGGGUGCGUUUGUGAAGGAGAAGGUGCUGCGUUUCCCACACGCCCUCACUGGGAGACCCUGAGAGCGUGGGGCGGGGAGUUGUGAGUCCCCCACACACUCCCGACGGAGCCUUUUGCCCUGCAAGCUACCCUGUGUAGUCUCCACACAGAUACGAUUUCCCCUUUCUUCCAUAUUAGCAGGUAUUUGAGUACCGUCCGUUCCCCCUUCAGGCCUUGCAAACCUAUGAACCAUGGGGCAAAGAAUUUUGCACUAACCGAAGAUGGAAUAGCUUCUUUUCAUUUCUUGUUCCAGGAGAAGUCAUUUGUUUUCCUACUGCUUGGUGUCUGUAUUUAUGAGACACAGUCACUUGCCAAGAAUGCAAAAAUGCAGCUGAUGCCUUACUGGAACCUCUGUACUUCUGGGGAGUAGCAACCUGACCUUGCUUCACUUCAAGCUAUUUGUCAUUUAUUUUUCCUUUUAAGGUUGAUUUGAUUUUCAAAAUUCAGUAGAUAUUUGUCUUAAAGGCACGACUAAACAAAGGAAAUGGAGGAAAAGGAGCGAUGUGAUGAAUUCUGACAUUGUACUAUUAAAAGCCAUGUAAAAUAUUUUUGAAGAGGGACCAAGGGAAAGGGAGAAACAUACUAAAAACACUUUAUUUGCCAGCUAAAGGAGGUGGGAGGGUGGGUGGAAGAUGGUUCGAAUCUUCAGUUUGCUUUUUGCAGCCAUCCAAUCAAUUCUUAAAAGAAGACAGUAGACUUGCCACCUGUGUGACCUGGUAUUGCCUGUAAAGGAAGUGGCCAUUUGAAUUUUUUUCUUCAUAAACUUUUAUCAUUGCUUAUCUUCACAUCCUACACUACGAGAAGAAAAUGAGUUGUGUGCCAUGGAAAGGUGACAAAACCAAAACGGAAUUGCCAGAAACCCCACAACUGAUGCCAGUCCACAUUUAUCAUGAAAAGCAACGCAAGGAGCUGUGUGCCCUCCAUGCCCUCAAUAAUGUCUUCCAGGAUGGCAAUGCCUUCACGCGAGAUACUUUGCAGGAGAUUUUCCAGAGGUUGUCUCCCAACACCAUGGUGACCCCACACAAGAAGAGCAUGCUAGGAAAUGGAAACUAUGAUGUGAAUGUCAUCAUGGCAGCUCUUCAGACCAAAGGUUAUGAAGCAGUUUGGUGGGAUAAGCGCAGGGAUGUUAAUGUGAUUGCCCUGCCUAAUGUGAUGGGGUUCAUUAUGAAUCUUCCCUCAAGUCUCUGUUGGGGCCCACUGAAACUUCCUCUAAAACGGCAGCAUUGGAUCUGUGUCCGGGAAGUGGGAGGUACCUACUAUAACCUUGAUUCCAAACUCAAGGUGCCUGAAUGGAUUGGAGGUGAAAAUGAGCUCAGGAAGUUUUUGCGACACCAGUUGCGAGGAAAGAACUGUGAACUUUUAUUGGUGGUGCCUGAAGAGGUGGAAGCACAUCAGAGUUGGAGAGCUGAUGCAUGAUCUGCAAAUACCCUAUCCUCACACUACAAUACUGGUCCCUGUCUCCCACCAACUUCCAGUGUCCUGUGAUGUGGAUAAUAAGCACUCUAAACUCCUCCUCCCAGGAACUCCAGAGAGUACUUCUCCCAUUAUGAAGGUGCAGUAAGGCAGCCACAAGGUAUCGUCAGGUUUGGCAUAAAUGAGGGGAGAAGCUGAAAGGUGAAAGAGACUGGUCUGUGCUCUUAAUUAUAAGGCAUUGUGCGAUUCAGAAAUGGGGUGUUGGAAUCCUCCCCUUUGAUUUCCAUUUGUCCUUUCUUCCCCAGUCGUUAAAGAUUUUAUAGUGGGUUGUACACUACUGUCUCCAGGAGUCCUAAAAGUUAAUUUGGCUGGAUGGUGUCUUCAGGUCAGGGCUGGGGCCAACCCAUUUCUCUGUAUUAACCAAACUAUGUUGAAGAAAUGUGCAAAUCACAUGGGUCUCUCAGGAAACUCUGGAUACUCUUAGCAAUGGCAUGGUGUUUGUGGAUUCCCUUUUUGUAACAGUAAUUGUGCCAAGAAUGAGGGGAUAUGUAGACAAAAUGGGACCAUGAUUAUGGAACUCCCUACAGGAGCUUGGGGUUUUCCUUUCUCAUACUCUUUGCUAUCAAUAUGCCCUUUAUUGAUGUGAGGAUGAAGGACUGAAUAGAUUGGGGAAAAGAGAUAAUAGAAGCUUAUAUAAAAGCCUCAACUGUUUUUGUUAGGUGGGCUAGAUGUAGCCUUUGUAUAUUUUUCUUGUCUGUCUGUCCUGUAAUUCAGGGAAAAAACUCACUGAGCAGGGAAUAAAACUAUAGGCUGUUUGAGAGUGGAAUCAUGAAAUAAAAGGAAGCUGAAGCCAUGUUUCAGUAAGGUAGGAAGCUGGUAGGAAGGUAGGUGUUAAUUUUAAAGAUGGGUUAUAGAGAACAAGAUCCAAGGGCUAGAUCUCUAUGGCUUCUGUAGCAACUGUGAGUAACUGGAGUAGAGUGUUUAAGCAAGUCUGGUGGUAUGUGUGUGUGGGGGGGGCUCUGCAGUAGGUGAGCUGAGCCACAUUCUUCCAUUGUGAUUGGCAGGUAAACAGUCCUUCCCUCACCUAAUUAGUGAAAGAACUGAAGAUUAGCAGGAAGCCAAAUUUGUUUUCCUUGUCACCUCAUCCAGCUGUGGUAUAUCAUUUCUUCUUUUCACAGUUGCUAGAGGAAAUGCAGGGGUUUAACUGGCCUUUCAAACCAUUGACUUCCUUUUGAGCCCAGGUUAUCCUACUGUUACAUUUUUUGUAAUUGCUUUUUGCCAGCUUAAUUUACAUUAGUAUUGGAACAGCAGAACUACCACUCUUUCUGCACUUCAUUAUAGAGGGACAAUUUAUGUGAUUAGUUACAUAAGGGGGAGGGGGCUGAAAGUGACUUCAUUUGCAGGGAUGUCUCUAGUCUACCCCUUCUGCAUACGAGCACGAUAGACCCCUUCUAAGCCAGCAUUCCAAGAACCCAAACUCUUUCACAGUUAAAUGCAGUGUGAGCAACAUUAAGAUCCAUCUUAUUUAUCAACUUCUCGACAAUCUGAAGGCAUUGUA